AUGUCUCUGACCUUCUUUUUCUCUGUUAUCAUUGCCUCGGUGGUUUUGAACUUUGUGGGGCUCAUCGUAAGUCUGUUCAUUGCCGUGGUGAAUUACAAGACUUGGCUCGCCAGGCGUAGCCUCUCUUCCUCCGAUAAGAUCCUGUCCAGCUUGGCUGUCUCUCGAUUUCUUAUGCUGGGACUGUUUCUACUGAACAUGACAUUCUUCCUCAUCGACCUAAAUGUCGAAAGGUCAGUCUCUUUGUCCACUUUCUUCCUGUUGUCCUGGAUGUUUCUGGACUCUUGUAAUCUCUGGUUUGUGACAUUACUCAAUACCUUGUACUGUGUGAAGAUCGCUAACUUCCAACACUCGGUGUUUCUCCUCCUGAAGCGUCAUCUGUCCCCAAAGAUCCCCAGACUGCUGCUGGCCUGCGUGCUGACCCCUGCUCUCACCACGCUCCUGUACAUUGUGCUGAGACAGACACUGUCCUUGCCUGAUUUUGGUACCAAGAGGAGGAAUGGCACAGUAUUUGACAUCAACACAGACAUCUUAUCUUUGAUGGUUUCAUUCUUCCUGAGUUCAUUCCCCCAGUUCAUCCUCAAUGUGACAUCUGCUUCCUUGUUAAUAAAUUCCUUGCAGAGACACAUCCAGAAGAUGCAGAGGAAUGCCACUGGCUUUUGGAACCCCCAGAUGGAAGCUCACAUGGGGGCCAUGAAGCUGAUGAUUUACUUCCUGGUUCUCUAUAUCCCGUAUUCAGUUUCUGUGCUGAUCAAUUAUCUCCCCGCUUCUGUAGGGACGGACUUGAACACCAAAGCUGUUUGUGUGCUGAUUUACAACGUGUACUUUCCAGGACACUCAGUCCUCCUUAUUCUCACUCACCUCAGACUGAAGACAAAAGCAAAGCAGAUUCUUUGUUGCCACAAAUAA
This is a messenger RNA of Chrysochloris asiatica (Cape golden mole), 906 nucleotides long. It is a transcript of the gene TAS2R4, whose product is annotated as taste receptor type 2 member 4-like. NCBI's taxonomy places the organism in Eukaryota, Metazoa, Chordata, Mammalia, Afrosoricida, Chrysochloridae. Gene Ontology annotation, molecular function: bitter taste receptor activity; G protein-coupled receptor activity. The record is from RefSeq and is a predicted model, not a curated record. Gene Ontology annotation, biological process: G protein-coupled receptor signaling pathway; sensory perception of taste; detection of chemical stimulus involved in sensory perception of bitter taste. Bases 1 to 906 code for a protein of 301 amino acids. The transcript has a single exon. Gene Ontology annotation, cellular component: membrane.